GAAAAAAAAAGAAUGGUUAAACUGGGAGGCGUUGUGGUUUGUCUUUUGAUUGUGGCCAUGGAUGUUGGAGCAGGGAUCCUUGGCAUCCAAGCUGAAGUUGCUCAAAACAAGGUUAAGCACUUAAGGGUGUGGAUAUUGGAGUGCAAAGACCCGAGCCGCGAUGCAUUCAAGCUAGCGUUGGGCGCGGCGGCGUUGCUGACUCUAGCCCAUGUGCUUGCCAACCUGCUUGGUGGGUGCAUGUGUGUUUGUUCUCAGGAAGAGUUCCACAGAUCCUCCGCUAGUACGCAGCUCUCGGUCGCAUGUUUCUUCUUCACUUGGAUAAUAUUGGUGGUGGGAUUGGGGGCUCUGGUGAUAGGGAUACUACAAAACGACAAGUCCAAGGCGUCGUGUGGGCUGACGCACCACCAUAUCCUGUCCAUCGGAGGGAUUUUGUGUUUUGUUCAUGGGCUGUUUUCGGUUGCUUAUUACGUUUCUGCAACUGCUGCUAGUGAUGAAGGAAAGUAAAAAAAGGAACGUGUCAACAAUCACUACGGACCUAUAUGUAAAAACAUCUGUAAAAUCAUCUGUUGAUGCCAUUAUUAAUCUUGCGGGGCGGCAUUUGUUGGCUCGAGCCUAAUUCUUCUUCUUUAUAUAUAUAUAUAUCCCCCGCUUUUAUAGAGAUAUGGAAUGUGU
Messenger RNA from Hibiscus syriacus, 672 nucleotides. RefSeq lists its product as uncharacterized. NCBI's taxonomy places the organism in Eukaryota, Viridiplantae, Streptophyta, Magnoliopsida, Malvales, Malvaceae. The transcript has 3 exons. The record is from RefSeq and is a predicted model, not a curated record. Bases 13 to 504 code for a protein of 163 amino acids.